GAGCACGCCGUGCACGGUUGCCACAGAAACUAGCAGAGAACCUCCGGCCCUGGCACGGUAGGCUGCCACAGGGGCGGGGCAGCUCACCGCUUCCGCCACAAAAAGGACCCGUGAUGCAGGCGCUGGGCCUGGGCCGCGGGUGCAUCCCCCUCCAUGUCUGCCGCUGCCGCCGCACCGCCGCUUCUCCCUCUGCUCCGGCUCCACCCCGCCCCCGCAACGCUACAAGGCUAAGCACCCGCAUCGCCGCCGUGCGCGCCAGCGCCGCCCAGCCCGCGCAGAUGGAACGCGCGCACGCGGAGGAGCCGGCGAGGGUGGUGAAGCUGCGGGCGGUGGAGGCCACGCCCGAGUCCUUCGCGCCGUUCGGACAGGUCAUCGCCGCCUCCCCCGACGGCGACGAGUUCAGCCCGCACGAUGCGCAGCUCGACCUCAGCCGCGGCGUCCCUAGGUUCUACAUCAUGCGAUUGCAGGACCGGCCGCUGAAGUUCUCGACCAUCACACACCACGCCAGCGUGACCCAGUGCCUGGGCUCCAUCGGUGGCCAGGACUGGUACCUCGGAGUGGCCAAGCCAUCGAUCGUGGAUGGGCCGUCUGACCAGAGUGGUCAGGAGGGGAGGAAACCAUUGCAGUCUCCCGCAGGUCACUGCUAUCUGCCUCCCGAUCCAGCCGAGGUCUGCGUCUUCCGGGUUUCCGGCCCCAAGUUCCUCAAGCUGAACAGGGGGACUUGGCAUGCCGGGCCUCUGUUCAAGGCGGAUGCAGUGGAUUUCUAUAAUCUGGAGCUGAGCAACACCAACGUCGUUGAUCGCACUACUCACCAUUUAAAGAAACAUGAUGGGAUAAUCUUCGUGGUCGAGGACUGAGACAUUCUGCAAUAUGCGUGGACGUUGUUGAGCAGCAGAUACGAGUUUACAAGACCGCCUGCUGAUCUUCUCCGAGUUUGUAUGAACCCCCAGUUUACUUUACAAGAUAGCGCACUGAUCUUCUCCGAGUCUGUAAUAAGCAGCCAACAUGCAAAUGUUAUGUCGAAAUGCACGGCUGAGGUGCUUGUCCCGUUGUCCGAACCUGCGCCUUCUGUUUCUGUCAGCACCGAAAUGAAAGGCAAAAACUCCCACUUCCGCUUUAUAGAUGUAUGGAACUGAGACAUCUUUGAAAUGAUUACUACCCCCCAA
This is a messenger RNA of Panicum hallii, 1166 nucleotides long. RefSeq lists its product as uncharacterized. NCBI's taxonomy places the organism in Eukaryota, Viridiplantae, Streptophyta, Magnoliopsida, Poales, Poaceae. Gene Ontology annotation, molecular function: ureidoglycolate hydrolase activity. The transcript is spliced from 3 exons. The record is from RefSeq and is a predicted model, not a curated record. Bases 114 to 857 code for a protein of 247 amino acids.